Aspergillus ochraceoroseus IBT 24754 is the source of this 1837-nucleotide messenger RNA. RefSeq lists its product as uncharacterized. The transcript is spliced from 3 exons. The record is from RefSeq and is a predicted model, not a curated record. NCBI's taxonomy places the organism in Eukaryota, Fungi, Ascomycota, Eurotiomycetes, Eurotiales, Aspergillaceae. Bases 407 to 1534 code for a protein of 375 amino acids.
UCCCUUUGUCUUGCCACUAGGGCGCCUCUAAAACUGUCUGGAGACGGACUCAAUUAAAUUGAUUUCGGGAUUGAAGAAGAAAACCACCAAAUUAUACUCGGUCAAAUAGUGGAAAUGAAAGGGAGAGAGACGGAAAAGGGGGGAAGGAAGACAAUCUUUUCCUCUAUAUAACUCUUUCUUCUCUUCAACCCCCUUCGAUCGACCCAGGGUUCGCUAACUAUUCGUUGUUGAAUUUCGCCCUUGGAAAAUUUCUUCUUUUUUUUUUUUUUUGCCUCUUUUCCACUUAUAUAACUUGGCCAGACAUGGUCUGUUCUCCUCCGACCGCGACUUCACCUCUCACCCCUCUUAUCUUACUGUACACACGGUCUUUAUCGGUCCUCUCGUCUCGAUCACUAUCGCCGCCAUCAUGUUUGAGGAUUUCUCCUUCUCUUCCCCCUCCUCAUCCAGGCCACCCCGCCUCGCUCUGGACGGGGACGACAGACUCAUGGUCGACUGCGACGGCUCUCCGAUCUCGCCAAUGUCCUCGCGAUGUCCCUCACCUCGAUCCUCGUCAACCUCUCGCUUCCCUCGCAGCAUUCCCCGCUCGCGAUCCCUCUACUUCCGCUCCCCUCAACCUCCCCCAACCUCCGUUCCCUUCUCCGCCUAUGAUGACCACAAACGUCUCUCCAUAAGCACCCUUACCAGGAAACUCCACGAACACACCAUCCAGAACCCCUCGAGCCUCGAUACCUCGUGUCCUGCAUCCCCGACGACUCCACAAUCCGCCACGUCCUCCUCCCGCUACUUCCAGGGCUACAGCUAUGUCCUUACCCCGCCCGACACCGACCACGACGACGAGAGCUACUACGCAGACUCGACCUCCUCUCCACUGACCUCUCUUUCGCCUUCUCUCUCUCCGCAACCCCAGUCUCCGUUCCUCGGCCCAACUUCUGUCCCGGUAGACCUUCCGUUCCUUUCAGCGGUGGAACAACCACUCCAGCCGCAGCCGCAGCCGCAGCCGCAGCAACAGCAACAGCCGAACGACCCCGCCACCGGCACCACCACCGGCACCGCAGAUACUUGGGCCGCUAUCCGCGCCCGCCGUCAACACAUGUCUCGAAUGCAAUGCCACUCCUCAGACCUCGAGGCUAUCCGUCGGGCCCUUCUCUCCAACGAGGAUACCAUCCGCAUCCAUCCCAUUCUCACGGAAGAUUGCCACCCGAGUUCGCUCCCGCCGCAGCAAUCGCCCCGGAGACGCACGAUCUCAUCGCAUUCGCACCGGACUCGCGUUCGUUCGCAGAUGAGUUACGAAAGCGCCAGCCCUAGCACGAGUACGGGUCCUAGCAUCAGCACGGAACACCCCCCACUGCGCAGAAAAAGCAGUGUCGGAAUCCCAGCUCCUACCAUGACACCUCUCGCGCCGCACCCGCACCGCAUUGAGAAAAGUUACCAGCAUUCAUUGGACCACCGCAAGAAAAGCGAGCAGGGCUUAAGGAGGAAGAGUCUGGUCAGUGCCGCUUUGGCCUCGAUGAUUGAGAGGGAGAGGGGGGAGUAGUUUUUUUUUUUUUUUGAUCCCAUUUCAUUUUCCUUUUCUUUUGGUUGGUGGAUGGUGGAUGCAUGCAUGAUGGGGUUAACUUGUUUUAUGUAUGUAUGUAAGUAUAUACUUAUAUAUGUAUGUAGGUAUAUUGGAUGUAUGUAUGCAUGCAUGUCCAGUAGAGUGGGGUGGACCUUGGUUUAAUAUUUUUCUGCACACCUUUUUUAGGUAAAUCUCCCCCAGUUUCUCGCUAGUCUAGCUAGAUAGGCAGUUUCAGAGAUUGAUCAUCCCAUCCCAGAAUAAAAAGAACAGUGUUCGUUUUUU